Penicillium canescens is the source of this 3258-nucleotide messenger RNA. RefSeq lists its product as uncharacterized. Bases 505 to 2808 code for a protein of 767 amino acids. NCBI's taxonomy places the organism in Eukaryota, Fungi, Ascomycota, Eurotiomycetes, Eurotiales, Aspergillaceae. The record is from RefSeq and is a predicted model, not a curated record. The transcript has 2 exons.
CUGAUCUGCCCAGGUUAUAGUUGCUCCUCACACCUUUCGUCGCUUUCCCUUUCCUCCAACUCACCAACCGCUUCGAAAUGCUUCACUAAGCCAGUCUGCGGGUAUCCUUGCUGCCCGAUUCCUAUGCUCUCCCAAAAACAGUCGCAGUUGCAUCUCAACGUCACUACGUCACAUGACGUCUGAGUCAGGAUCUCCAUGAUCGACACUCAACGCUCAAAGGCUUUUCUUUUUUCUUUCUCUUAACUUAAAGAUUUCGCAGACUGGGCAGCAAUUCAGGCAGUACAGGCUGUACAGGCAGUACCAUUGCAUGCGACGGAAGUUCAUCCCAUGACGUGAUCUAUAUAACUGCUGUGUCUUCCUCGCCAAUCACUUCAACGUACCCGAAUCAUCCUGCCACACCGCAUCCAACUUCCCCGAUCGGCUCUCGUUUCAGAUGGUGCUCGCCACGUCUCCUGAGAUGUCACACUUAUCGUUCCAGGCCUCUUAGUCUGCCCUUAUCACGCCAUGCCCCUAUUCCGAGAUCCGGAUCGGCGGCGCCAUUAUCUAUGGUCACCGGACCAUAGUGGACGGGAACAGCCAACUACAGGGUCCUCUCAGUCCCUCAAUGAUCUUCGCCACCAAGAUUGCACAGAACCUGUCCCUAACUAUACAGAGCCUUCGUUGCAGUCAACGGAAUCGGACAUGUCAGGACCGUGGGCCAAUGAUCGGGAGGAGCUCAUACAUCGCAUCAAGGAAUCUUCGCCUUGGAGACUUCAACCCUCGUCCACGGACAGGGAAGAUGGUGACGUCUUCAUGCCCCGCAGGUCACAGGAACAGCAUCAAACUGUAUUCGGGCAACAUCAAGAGCCUUCCAUCGGAAAUCAACAUCGCACAGAUGAGACGGAGGAACUGGGAUCGCCGGCCGAUAUCCAGAGACCUCGGUCAGCGUUACACUCGGGCGACUUCAGGGAAGGUGCCACAGAUCACCAUGAUCCACCAACGUCCCGACCUCUAUUUAAGGAGCGAGACACAGCUUCUCCUUUUGCUCACUUGAGUUCUUCUCCUACAACUCCUUGGUUUGAAACUCCGGCAUUUUCGUCCUUGCGAACCCCAAACACAUCAAAUCUGCAAUCCAAUCCGUUCGCCGGGAACACCCGUGCUCGGGCACCUUCGCUGGGUUCGUUCUCGUCAAGUUAUGUCCUCAAGGCUCCAACAAGUCCGCUGGUAUAUCAAGCAAAUAACACGGACCUGGACUUUUCGCCUCGCAUCGAGCCCGUGGAUGUUUCGGAGCCUUCAGAGAAAGCGAACCGUCGCCGGACUUUACCGCCAGAGACUUUCGGAAAUCUUCAACUUUCCCUGCCAAGCCAACAUGCCAUGAACAUUGGCAGUCCAUGCCCGCCCGGGAGGCAGAGGGAUUUGUUCGCCAAUCAAAACUCUCAUCCUCGCCGUUCAUUGACUUCAGCCUAUAGUCUUCAGCUUGCACCGUCACCUGCGGGUCAAGUCCUGCCAUCUCAUUUUAGAAGGCCAUCUCUAAGCGGCGACAACUCGUCUAAACCGCAUGCUCCCAUGGUAGGGUCUUACGAGGAGUCGAUCUUGCGGGGACGGAUGUCCAUGAAUCCUUCCAAGCCGCUGGAUUUCACGGCUCAGAUCGGUGUACUGGGGAAAGGCAAAUGCAAAGGUCACCUCAAGUGCCCGCCACACGUUACGGUGCCUUUCCCAGUUGUCUUUUACAGCUACCCGACUUCAGGCAGCGGACGGUCUAUCUCAGAUGACAACCCAAGUCCAUAUGUGGGACAAAUUGACCUUGAGAACUCACUUCCUAAAGAGAAUGAAGCUCCAACUAGACGUCGCAGGCGGCACACAAGUCCAGCAGGGCACCGGGAAGGCACGCCUGCCGCAGAUGGAGCAAACACUGCCCGAAUAUCCGAAGCAGACAGCCGUCGCCGCAGAGAAAAGAAGAGUCGCAGGUCCGAAUCACCUAAAUGCCCUCCGGGAGGGUCCUAUCGAAUACCGCAGCAAGGCCAGCUACAGAUUAUAAUCAAAAACCCUCACAAAACAGCGGUUAAGCUGUUCUUAGUUCCAUAUGACCUCAGUGAUAUGGAGCCUGGUACAAAGACCUUCAUUCGGCAACGCAGUUAUUCGGCUGGUCCGAUCAUCGACAUGCCGCUCAGUGCACGAAAGAACUUUGGGACCGACCGUCCGGAAGCUUCUUUGAAUGCCACGGAAGAUCCCCAAGAUAAACCGACUUUGCGAUACUUGAUUCAUCUAAAUAUUUGCUGCCCCGCACGUGGGCGCUUUUAUCUGCAUUCGAGCAUCCGGGUGGUAUUUGCCAAUCGUGUCCCUGAUGGCAAAGAGAGGCUGAGGAAUGAAAUUCAAAAUCCUGAGCCUCGCUAUAGCCCAUACAAACCCUCUCGAGAUUCUUCGCUAGCGACGAGCACAAAUGCUCGAGGGGCGAUUGAGAAAGCAUAUCGCAGGCGGAGUGUCGGCCAGGGAACAAUCCAUUCCCUUCGUCCUCAUUUGUCGUCACCAGGUGGCCUUCCCUCGCAGCUGGAGGCUCCAACACCUACGGACCUUGACGGUUCCUCCCACCUUAGCCCGCGCUCGCAAACUACUUCUCUGUAUCACAAGCUCACCAAAGAUGAUGUGGGAUAUGGGGGCCACCCUUUCAUCCCAAGUCAGACUGGCCCGGAAGCUGGUGAGAGCUUGCUUGCCAAAAGACUCCGAGGCCUCGACGUCCAUCGAACCGAAUCAUCCCCAGUAGAUGAGCGCCAUCCGCGCACACUGGACUUCCUCAAUCGAUUCCACCCCUCUCAUAACCAUCAUCAUUGAACGAGAGCCUAGCGCCUUGCUCUCCUCCUCCUUCUCCUUCUUCUCCUCGCCUUGUACGGAUCUCGUUCGGCCACCUCAUCGGUAUAAUAACCAUCUCCCACUUACUUGUAUCGUGACUUUGACUUGACAUGUAACUCAAACAUGCAAUCUACUGCAAGUUUAGAACAGGGCAGCAAAACCAAAAACAUCAAAAGAGAAGAAAAUCAACAAUUUGACACACCAAAGGCGCACCGGUCUGCAGCCGAUCGCUGUUUAUAUUAAUCCACAUUAUAGCAUCGACAACUCUUCACAUCCACGCACAAGCGAUGAGUGUUUUUUAUGUCUCCUUUUAUCAUUUGGACAUUUGUUUCUGUUCGCAAUGCUCAUGCUCUUUUGGUAUAUAUGGGUUACUCAGGCGCUUGGACUGUUGACUAUACCCCUUCUUUUUCUUGGUCUUUAACCAUGUUGGAG